This is a messenger RNA of Entrophospora sp. SA101, 126 nucleotides long. NCBI's taxonomy places the organism in Eukaryota, Fungi, Glomeromycota, Glomeromycetes, Entrophosporales, Entrophosporaceae. The record is from the annotation of a GenBank genome assembly.
AUGGCAGGCAUUAAAAAGGAUUUUGUACUUGCAAGCGAUUUUGACAUUAAAAAAUCAGUUCAUAGUAAUUUGGGAAAAGUUGAAGCUGUGUUGGUUGUAUUCAUGGACGAAGUUGAGUCAAGGUGA